Molecule: messenger RNA, 3799 nt
Organism: Fragaria vesca subsp. vesca
Lineage: Eukaryota; Viridiplantae; Streptophyta; Magnoliopsida; Rosales; Rosaceae
Exons: 5
Coding region: 19-3468 (1149 amino acids)
Molecular function (GO): DNA binding
Source: RefSeq, a predicted model, not a curated record
CCAAAUUUCAAUGCCAUCAUGGCCACCGUCGACCACCACCACCACCUGGACUCCGUCCCCGUCGUCGACCUCCGCCUCCUCACUCAAUCCGAACUCUACUCCCUCUCCCUCUCCUCCUCCUCCUCCUCCGCCUCUCACCGCUUCGACGACGACGUUUUGAUCCCCAAAAUCGACCGCUCCGUCUUCAACGAAUCCGCCGGCAGCCGCAAACAGACCUACUCCCGCCUUCGCCUGGCCCCUCGCAACGCCGCCGCCGCCUCCUCCUCCUCCAAAUCCAAAUCCGCCCUCCCUCGCCUCCUCCUCUCCCAGCCGCUCGAUCACGAGAGCCGCCAGAUUAUCUCGCUCCUCAAGCAGCUCUUCCCCUCCGAGAAUCAAAACGACGACGACGUCCUCCUCCUCGAAACCACACCUCCGCCGCAGUACAGAUACCUCGCCUUGCCGGAGCCGAAGCCUUGUUCCCUCACCACCGCGGCUGGUGCGGUUUCCGGCGUCGAUUCCUCGCUCGGGAAACGGAAGCGAGGCCGGCCGCGCAAGGAUUCUUACGCCGUGGUUUCCAGACCGGAGGCGGCCGUGCCGGUAAACUCUGCCGCGCUAACUGCCGGUGCCGGUGAGGCUAGGGAUGGCAAUGCCGGUGUUUCGAUCGAAAAGCGUGAUGGUGAAGGUGAAGUUGCGGCGGUUGGGACAUUUGUUCUGAAUAGCCAAGGACAGCUUGUGCAGAGCAGCGAAGGGAAGAGAAAGCGAGGCCGGCCGCGGAAGGAUGAGGUUAGGGUGAGGGAUGAGAGCAGGGCGGUGGCUCCGGUGGCGGUGAGGAAACCGAGAGUGAAGAAGGAAGUGAAAGAGGAGGAUGGAGAUAUGGUGCUGGUGAACCGAAAUGACGAGGUUGUGGACUUGGAUGCAUUGGCCAAUGUGGAUAUUGCGUUUGGGGAGGAGUUGAGGAAGAGGACAGAAGGGUUGGAGAGUGAGGCGCAGUUGUUAGGGUUUCUGGAAGGGUUGCAGGGGGACUGGUCGAGUGCUAGGAAGAAGAGGAAGAUUGUGCAGGCGAGUGAGCUCGGUGACUUGUUGCCCAAGUGGUGGAAGAUCAUGCUGUCUCUCAAGAGGAACGGAGGUCAUAAAUCGCUUGUGUGUAGGCGGUUCAUAAGCCCUAAUGGGUUGGAGUUUGUGUCGUGCAAGGAAGUUUCUUCAUACUUGCACUCUUAUUUUGGACUCGGAAGCCAGUCAAAUCCUGUUCAUACCAUUGGGAAUAUUCAGGUUUCUAAUAAAAUGGUUUUGGGAGAUGGAAUGCAACAUGACAAUAAUUUCUCCUAUGAAGAUAACAACAAUGGUCAUGAGCUUCUUUGCUGCUCCCCAAUGCCCAUGACCUCUAUGAACAGCUAUGUCAAGAGCAUUGAAGCGUCAGAAGAAGUAAUGGGUAUGCGGAAAAAAUUGGAUCCUGUAAAGAGUGGUCGUUUUGGGACAUCCUUGAAAAUUCAAGAACCAGUUGAGAUAGACGGGGAUGAUUUGAGUUCUGAUUUCUCUCUGGGUAAGGUAAAUGAUAUCAUGGCAAAAUAUUUUGCCACAUCCAUUGAUGAACCAAAUUCAAUGUCCUGUGAGGAGCAAGCCAUGAAGGCUGACAACACAAUUUGCUUUUCUGAUGGAUUAAAUGAUGGUGUCAGGGUUCCCAUCAGCUCAGUUGAUGUGCCCAAUGUGGAGAUAGACAGUGCUUCAAAUGAGAUGGGAAAAGAACAUGGAGCUGACAAUAUUGAAAAUCACCAAUCAACUAGCACUGUAGACGAUAUGAAAAUUGAUGAUGUGGAUAAUUGUAGGAAUGGCAGGUCAAUAUCUGGUAUUAGUGAGAGUCAUAUUGGACCUGAGACUGCAAAUAGUAAUGUUGACCAACAAAGUACUUCAGAAGCCUGCUCGCUUGUUCCUUCAAUUGUGAUGGAGUCUCUUCACGAAAGAGGUUCUGACAGUGGUUUAUAUAGUACAGCCACUGAUGAUAAAACAUGUGUUGAUAACUUCAAUAAUGAUUCAUUGUCCACAUUUUAUGAGAGCAGAUUUAUUGAUAUUGGCCUAUCUGGGAGCAAUGAGAAGCCAUUUUGUUUUGGCGGCGAUCAUGCUAUGCCAGAUGUAGAUUCCAUGGAAAUCAGUGAGCAAAUUCGAAGUACUGGAAGCUGUUCAAUUGUUUCACCUCUGGAUGGACAAAGUUGUAUUAAUAAUGCAACGAAUCCUUGUUGCACAGUCGAAGAGCAGGAAAAGAGUUUAGCAAGCAACGCAGUCAAUUUAUCUGUUAAUAAGCAGACUCCUGUUAAUCUAAAUAAGGGUGGUAUUGAUACAGCAGAAAGGCAUGAAGUUCAGCAUGCCAAAAAUUAUGACAAUAGUGAGUUAAGUGUUAACUUUUGUAGCAGGGCCACUGGAACUAAUGUGGAUACCACCUCUUACAUUAACCCGGAAAGGAGCUCUACAGGAUAUUCACUUGCUUCAUAUGCAAACGAGCAUGCAUCUGUUUCAGAAAAUAGUUUUGUCUGCAAUAGCAUUUUGGAAGAACAUCAGCCCGAUAGAGGUUCUUUUGAAACUGAUUUGGUUUGCCCAUCAGGGUAUCGACAAGGAUAUAAUCCGGUAAAUCAUGCAAACAGCACAUCUUCAAGGCCAACUUUUGGCAGCAGUUGUAGUGGACAAGAAGCGAAUGCUAUCAGUGGCACUGUGACCGGAAUAAAUGCUCAAGCACCCUCCCUUGUUCUUUCAGAGGAUAACCAAUUAUUUGCUACUGGCUCUGACAUAUUUAGUAGCUCAGUAUUGAACGAUAAGCUGAUAAGAGUUCCUGUUAAUGACUUAUCACGCCCAAGUGGUGGUGAGCAAACCCCUGACUUUGUAAGUAAUCUGAAUGGGGUCUAUAGCACUACAUUGUGGGAACAGCCUAAAUCCAAGGGUGCAGAACAUUUAAAUGACAAUGAACCCAUCAAUGGUUUUUUAAAUGAUUCACAACCUACUGCUGAUUUAAUGUCCGAGCUUCUGUGGAGAAAUGUUGAGCAAAACAUCCAGCAGAGUGGAUUGGCUGACACUUCUGCACUUAUGCAAUCAUCUGGCAGCUAUCCAAACUUUGAUAUGCUGUCAGGCAAGGGUGAGAAUGGAGCUUUAAGCACAAGUGAACAAUUUGACAACACUCGAUGUUUGGAAGGAUUAAAGUCAAGUAGAUUAGAGCAGUUUGAGCCUGACUUUUUGACUGCUCAAGCAACCUCUCAAUCAAAGGAAUCAAAUGUGUUGUCAUAUGAUGAGAAUAUAGAGCAAGGUUUCAAUUCAUCUGGUUGGCCGGAGAAGGUUGCACUGUCUUCGGUGCCAAAUAUAGAAAGCAGGCUUGAGAUUAACAGCUGUGUCUGGUGCAGAAAUGAUCUCUAUCAUGAUGCUUAUGGAGCCGGAAUGCAAACCGGUUCAGUGGGUAUUAUGUGUGCAAAUUGCCAGGGCAAGUUCUCAGGUCAUGUCAGUUUUCUGUAGUUGUCCAUUCAUUCCAUGACUCAUGAGGCUCUGCUUAUAUACCCAUCAUCCUAGCAAGAUCUUUGAUAUGAGGCAAUGGUUGAACUCAUUGGAGAACUGUUUCACAGACAGACCUAUGUAACUAUUGAAGAGGCUGGUUCUGGAAUGGCGCUCUAUGACAUAUCUUGCUGCAUAGGUCACUUGCUACAGACGUUCAUUUUUCUUCUUCAUUUGCUUUGGGUCUAACUGUUUGUUUACUCAUUCAAGCUGAUUUAGGCCUUAUUUUGUUUCUUUCUGUGGAGGACCCUUUUUUUAUUAUCCCCACAAGAAAGAAACUCAUUGUCCAAUUAGG